AAGUCAGCUGUCGGGACUCCUCUGAAGGCAUCCAGGAAGGGAGGGGGCAAGAGGGGUUAAAAGGCAGCAGAAAUACCCCAACUGCUCACCCUCUGCCUACCGCCUGUGCUGUGGGGUUCUGAGAGGACCUUGCGCUGUCCUGGGAAGCAAUGCAAGUCUCUAUAGCCUGCACAGAGCACAAUUUGAAGAGUCGAAAUGGUGAGGACAGACUUCUGAGCAAGCAGAGCUCCACCGCCCCCAAUGUGGUGAACGCAGCCCGGGCCAAAUUCCGCACUGUCGCUAUCAUCGCUCGCAGCCUGGGGACCUUCACUCCUCAGCAUCACAUUUCUCUCAAAGAGUCCACCGCAAAGCAGACUGGAAUGAAAUAUAGGAAUCUUGGGAAAUCAGGACUCAGAGUUUCUUGCUUGGGUCUUGGAACAUGGGUGACAUUUGGAGGUCAAAUUUCAGAUGAGGUUGCUGAACGGUUGAUGACAAUUGCCUAUGAAAGUGGAGUUAAUCUCUUUGACACUGCUGAGGUCUAUGCUGCUGGGAAGGCCGAGGUGAUUCUGGGAAACAUCAUCAAGAAGAAAGGCUGGAGGAGGUCCAGCUUGGUCAUCACAACCAAACUCUACUGGGGUGGAAAAGCUGAAACAGAAAGAGGGUUGUCAAGAAAGCACAUCAUUGAAGGACUCAAAGGCUCCCUCCAGAGGCUGCAACUGGAAUAUGUGGACGUGGUCUUUGCAAACCGUCCAGACAGCAAUACCCCCAUGGAAGAAAUUGUUCGAGCCAUGACACACGUCAUCAACCAAGGCAUGGCAAUGUACUGGGGCACCUCGAGAUGGAGCGCAAUGGAGAUCAUGGAAGCCUAUUCUGUUGCACGACAGUUCAACAUGAUCCCACCGGUCUGUGAGCAAGCUGAGUACCAUCUUUUCCAGAGAGAGAAGGUGGAGGUCCAGCUGCCAGAGCUCUACCAUAAAAUAGGGGUUGGUGCAAUGACAUGGUCUCCGCUUGCCUGUGGAAUUAUUUCAGGAAAAUAUGGAAAUGGGGUGCCAGAAAGUUCUAGAGCUUCACUGAAGUGCUACCAGUGGUUGAAGGAAAGAAUUGUAAGUGAAGAAGGGAGAAAGCAGCAAAACAAGCUAAAAGACCUUUCUCCGAUUGCUGAGCGCCUGGGAUGCACACUACCUCAGUUGGCUGUGGCCUGGUGCCUGAGAAAUGAGGGGGUGAGUUCUGUGCUCCUGGGAUCAUCCACUCCUGAGCAACUAAUUGAAAACCUUGGCGCCAUUCAGGCAAGUAUUGCAACCCUUUCCAGCAAAUUACAGGAAUGCUACAAUGUGUCUCCAGGCAGUGUCCUGGACAAGGUAUUGGUGAACACAAAGCUAUAAGCAGCACAGCACACU
Molecule: messenger RNA, 1376 nt
Organism: Phodopus roborovskii (desert hamster)
Lineage: Eukaryota; Metazoa; Chordata; Mammalia; Rodentia; Cricetidae
Gene: Kcnab1
Product: potassium voltage-gated channel subfamily A regulatory beta subunit 1
Exons: 13
Coding region: 150-1361 (403 amino acids)
Biological process (GO): potassium ion transport; negative regulation of delayed rectifier potassium channel activity; transmembrane transport
Cellular component (GO): juxtaparanode region of axon; cytoplasm; membrane
Molecular function (GO): voltage-gated potassium channel activity; potassium channel regulator activity; transmembrane transporter binding
Source: RefSeq, a predicted model, not a curated record